CUGAUUUAUUAUUAAUAAUUUCAUAAAUUACUUCGCAAAUAACUUUUUGAGCUCAUACAUGUGCCAGGCAUUGUGCUGAGCCUAUCACAGACUCCGGGGGACUGAUGCAGCACUAUUUCUACUUCCAGAAGCAGAUACUGCGGCGCGCCCGGGAUAGGUGACAGCUCAGAUCUCUAAAGGCAGGAAUGAGGCCCUGGUCUUCUGCAUCCCGACUAACUGUGCUCUCCUGCAAGCCACUUCCAGAUCCACUGUUUACCUCCACUCUGUUCGGGUUGACUGGGAGACACAUUUCCCCUAAAUUCAAUCGGGCUCCUAGAGUCAGUCAGGAGCAAGCGGGCUUGAGACGAAAGGCCAGGUCCAUCGGCCCUACCGGCCCCCACUCCCCCGCCCCCAACCCAGUCCCGGGACAAAAGAGAGUGGCAGCCCUCCUGGAAGAGGAGGGAAGGGAAGCCCUAGCGCGUCCUCCAGCCGCCGGGGCGGGAGGAAGUGGAUCGGAGGCCGGGGCGGGUUUGGGGCCGGGCCGGACUGGGCGCGUGAGCCCGCCCUCGGAGGACCUGCCGGCCAUGGCGCUGCUGGUGGCCGCGCUGCGGGUCCUGCUGGGCGGCUUCUUCGCGCUCACGGGGGCGGCCAAGCUCUCGGAGCAGAUAUCGGCUUCUGCGGCGCAGCAGAUGAAAGCCCUGUUCGAGCAGUUCGCCGAGGUGUUCCCGCUGAAGGUGUUCGGCUACCAGCCAGAUCCCAUAAGCUACCAGGUGACGGUGGGCUGGCUGGAGCUGCUGGCUGGGUUGCUGCUGGCCCUGGGCCCACCGAAGCUGCAGGAGAUCAGUAACUUCCUCUUGAUCGUGCUCAUGAUGGGGUCCAUCUUCACGUUGGUGUCUCUGAAGGAGUCACUGAACACCUGCAUCCCGGCUGUCGUCUGCCUGGCUCUCCUGGUACUGCUGGAUAUCUGCCAGUUCUUAGUCAGAACCGAGAAGGUGGACAGUCCCACAAGGAAGAAGAUGCCAAGUUUAGCCAAGGGAUCCUGAGAGUAGGGCACCUCUUACCUCUCGGUGCCAUGUCACUGUCACAGAGGGACACGGAGUCAACCCCCUUGUUACCAAUACAAUACGUCCAGGAUCAGAGUAUGGCCACCGUUGAAGUAGAUGUCUUGUCUACCGGGGCCAACUUUCUCUCUGGGACAUUGGCUGCUCUUUUUGAUAUUUCCUAGCAUUCCUCUUGUCAUGUGAAAAUAAGCAGAAAAGAAAUUUAGCCCAACAUGUUAAUGCCCCAAAAUAACUAUUUUCUAUUCCAUUGUUUAACUGUACUUUUCUAUGCUUCUAUACAGAUU
Molecule: messenger RNA, 1324 nt
Organism: Pipistrellus kuhlii (Kuhl's pipistrelle)
Lineage: Eukaryota; Metazoa; Chordata; Mammalia; Chiroptera; Vespertilionidae
Gene: TMEM35B
Product: transmembrane protein 35B
Exons: 3
Coding region: 186-1022 (278 amino acids)
Source: RefSeq, a predicted model, not a curated record